CAGACAACAGUGGAACAGUGAAAACGUCCAACCAUGAUUCCAUUGAUCUCCAUCCUGUUGGUAGCCUUGGUCGCUGAAGACGCUCAUGGAAUCGGCCUAGGUAUUGGAGGAUUAGGAGGAUUCGGUGGCGGAUUUGGCGGAGCUGGUGGACUCUUGAGUGCUGGAAACUACGCCAAUGGAUUCAGCCACUCCAAUGGAUUCAGUCAUGGAAGCCACCUUCUGAAAGGCUUUGGAGGAGCAGGUGGGCUGAAACACGGUCAUCUUAACAAACACUUCCUGGGUAAACGAAGUGCUGAUCCCGAGCCAAUACUCGGACUUGGAGGCCUACUCGGUGGAUUGGGUGGUGGAUUCGGAGCGAAAGGUGGACUCUUGAGUGCUGGAAACUAUGCCAAUGGAUUCAGCCAUUCCAAGGGCUACAGUCAUGGAAGCCACAUUGGAGGAGGAUUCAAGAAAUUGGGAGGUCUUGGAGGUGGCCACCUUAAAAAGUUCCUCUUCGGGAAGCGAAGCGUCGACCAAGAGCUCGAGUCCGAAUAAGGAAUCCAGGUGGUCACUGGAAUAAGGAAUCUAGGUGGUCACUGGAAUAAGGAAUCUAGGUGGUCACUGGAAUAAGGAAUCUAGGUGGUCACUGGAAUAAGGAAUCUAGGUGGUCACUGGAAUAAGGAAUCUAGGUGGUCACUGGAAUAAGGAAUCCAGGUGGUCACUGGAAUAAGGAAUCUAGGUGGUCACUGGAAUAAGGAAUCCAGGUGGUCACUGGAAUAAGGAAUCUGGGUGGUCACUGGAACACUUCAGUCAACGGAUGCUUAAGGAGACUAAUGUGGCAUAUAUUAUAACCUGUUAAUAAGUUAAUUACACUUCCUUUCAUGCACAUUAAUUAUUUUAUUAAAAUAUAUUUAUAGUUUUGCAUCAAAA
Messenger RNA from Macrobrachium nipponense, 909 nucleotides. RefSeq lists its product as uncharacterized. The transcript is spliced from 2 exons. The coding region runs from base 34 to 534 and encodes 166 amino acids. The record is from RefSeq and is a predicted model, not a curated record. NCBI's taxonomy places the organism in Eukaryota, Metazoa, Arthropoda, Malacostraca, Decapoda, Palaemonidae.